This is a messenger RNA of Humulus lupulus (European hop), 1894 nucleotides long. Its product is annotated as probable plastidic glucose transporter 1. The record is from RefSeq and is a predicted model, not a curated record. Gene Ontology annotation, molecular function: hexose transmembrane transporter activity. NCBI's taxonomy places the organism in Eukaryota, Viridiplantae, Streptophyta, Magnoliopsida, Rosales, Cannabaceae. The transcript has 12 exons. Gene Ontology annotation, biological process: monosaccharide transmembrane transport. Gene Ontology annotation, cellular component: membrane. Bases 59 to 1675 code for a protein of 538 amino acids.
UUCGUUCCUGGUUGAUGCCAAACUGUCACUCUCUCUAUCACCGCCACCACCUCGCCCUAUGCUAGUUGCUGCGGCUCUUAACAAACCGGUCGGUCCGGUUCGGACCCGAACCGGUCCAUCAUCUCAACCGGACCGGAAUUUCUUCACUAUUUCCCUUCGUAAAACAGUCGGGGUUCGUUUCGGCACCCGGUUUCCUUCCCGGUUCGGCAACCUUACAGUCUCCGCCGAGAAGAAGCAGCUGUCCGAGUUACGGACUCAGAAAUCAGAUAGCGAAAUUUUUUCGGUCGGAAAACAUGACGGUGAAGAUUCAGAAUCAGAGGUGGGAUGGUUACCUUCUUUUCCUCACGUGUUGGUUGCUUCCAUGUCUAAUUUUCUCUUUGGUUAUCACAUUGGAGUGAUGAACGGCCCCAUUGUUUCUGUUGCGAGAGAACUUGGUUUUGAAGGGAACUCAAUUCUGGAAGGACUUGUUGUGAGUAUAUUCAUAGCUGGUGCUUUUCUUGGAAGUGUAUGCUCUGGCUCAAUAGUUGAUAAACUGGGGUGCCGCCGGACCUUUCAAAUUGUUACUAUUCCUUUGAUUAUUGGCGCGUUAAUAAGUGCACAAGCUCAUUCCUUGGAUGAAGUCCUCUGGGGAAGAUUUCUUGUUGGCCUUGGGAUAGGUGUAAACACAGUUCUCGUUCCUAUAUAUAUUUCAGAGGUAGCUCCAACGAAAUAUCGGGGGUCGCUUGGCAGUGUAUGUCAAGUUGGAACGUGCCUUGGUAUUAUUUCUUCACUAUUUCUGGGCCUUCCCUCUGAACAUGAUCCACAUUGGUGGAGGACACUGCUUUACUUUGCAAGUAUCCCUGGAUUUGUUCUUGUACUUGGUAUGCAGUUUGCUGUUGAUAGCCCCCGCUGGCUAUGUAAAGUUGGGAGAAAGGACGAUGCUAAAACCGUUAUCCGGAACCUUUGGGGAGAAUCUGAAGUGGAAAGAGCAAUUAAUGAUUUUGAAGCAGUUAUUAAAGAUGAUGAUUUGAACAGCAAUUGGUUGGAACUCUUAGAAGAGCCACAUUCUAGAGUUGCGGUUAUUGGAGCUUCCCUUUUUGUACUUCAACAGUUUGCUGGCAUAAAUGGAGUUCUUUACUUUUCAUCAUUAACCUUUCAAGAUGUUGGAAUUUCAAGUAGCGCUAUAGCAAGCUUACUGGUUGGAAUUACCAAUUUUACAGGAUCCAUUCUUGUUUCUUACUUAGUUGAUAAGCAAGGGAGACAGAAGCUCUUGAUUGGAAGCUAUGGAGGAAUGGCUGUUUCUAUGUUCCUAGUGGCUGCUGCAAUCACUCUUCCAGUUGAAGAACAACUCGGCCACAAUUUAUCGAUACUGGGAACUCUGUUGUAUAUAUUCUCCUUUGCAUUAGGAGCAGGCCCAGUUACUGGUCUGAUCAUACCAGAGCUUAGCAGCAACAGAACACGUGGGAAGGUUAUGGGAUUCAGUUUUUCUGUUCAUUGGGUUUGUAAUUUUUUGGUGGGUCUAUUUUUUCUGGACCUGGUGGAGAAAUUUGGUGUUGCUCCUGUGUAUGCUACUUUUGGUGGAGUGUCGUUGUUAGCAGCAAUAUUUGCAAGUUAUUUCAUAGUGGAAACUAAAGGCCGCUCCCUUGAGGAAAUUGAAAUGUCCUUGAACCCCAACUUUGUUGCUAGAGAUAAGUAAAGCCAUUCUAUGUUUUCCUUUUCCAAAUUUAAAUGGAUAGCCAUUCAAAAAAAAAAGGAAAGAUACGAAAUGAUUCUAUGGUCAUGAUCGACCAAGUUAAGGCGAGAUGGACUGUAAAGGUUUGAAAUUACCUUUUCUGUCUUACUAGGUGAACAAAUAAAAAUGUAAUUUACAACGAUUAUGGGACCAUAUCAUAUUGAAUGUUCAUUUUUUCUAAUA